AUGCAUUGUGUUGGUGCUAAUACAAUUUGUAUGUUUCAAAUGGCUCUGACCAAUGGAACCAAAGGCUACUUCACCAUCAUCACCAUCACAACACUGGAUGAGAAGCUCCAGUCUCCCAUGUAUUACUUCCUGAAGCAACUUUCCAUUCUCGACACUUCGUUCAUCUCUGUCACCAUCCCCCAGUCCACUGACAAUUCUCUCACGGGAAAUGGCUAUAUUUCCUAUGCUCAGUGCAUGCUCCAGGUUUUCUUCUUCACCUCUUUGGGCUGGGCUGAGGUGGCCAUUCUCACGGUGAUGUCUUAUGACCACUCUGUAGCCAUUUGCUUCUCACUGCACUAUGAGCUCAUCAUGGACCCCAGAAAGUGUAAGAGAGCUGUGACAGCUUUAUGGGUAAGUGGAGGCACCACAGGAAAUUUGCAUAUGGCUGUCACAUUGUCUCUCACAUUCUGUAAAGCCCAAGUAUUUCACCAGUUCUUCUGUGAUGUCCCUCAAAUUGUGAAGCUCUCCUGCUCCAAUGAUUACCUUGCUGUUGAGAGAAUAGAUAUUGUCGUCAUUGGGGCAGCCUCAGCCUGUUUCAUCUCCAUUGCCUUCUCCUACACCCAUAUAUUCUCCACGGUCCUAAGAAUCCCCUCUGCUGAAGGCCGAUCUAAGGUCUUCUCCACCUGCUUGCCACACCUCUGUGUUGUCUCAAUUUUCCUCUCCACAGGCAUGUGGGCAUAUCUCAAACCAACUUCAGACUCUUCAACUACCUUAAAUCUUUUACUAUCUAUCUUUUACACAGUAAUUCCUCCACUCAACCCUGUUAUCUACAGUCUGAGGAAUGAGACCAUGAAGAGAGCUAUACAGAAGCUAAUGUUGGAUCAUGAGUUCACUGAGAAAACCAUGGUUUUUCCAAUGCCAUUGAUCAAUCUCCAAUAUUAUGUAUCUGGAAAUUUUUAUUAG
This is a messenger RNA of Perognathus longimembris pacificus (Pacific pocket mouse), 942 nucleotides long. Its product is annotated as olfactory receptor 14J1-like. The transcript has 3 exons. Bases 1 to 942 code for a protein of 313 amino acids. Gene Ontology annotation, biological process: G protein-coupled receptor signaling pathway. Lineage: Eukaryota; Metazoa; Chordata; Mammalia; Rodentia; Heteromyidae. The record is from RefSeq and is a predicted model, not a curated record. Gene Ontology annotation, molecular function: olfactory receptor activity. Gene Ontology annotation, cellular component: membrane.